ACGGGUAUUGCAGCGUUUUAUUUUAAAAUCAUGUCGAUAAUAAACAUAUUGGAUAUAUGUACCUGUUUAUUAUCUUACACUGUGUCGGCCAUUAGAGAAAUCAAACCCGGAAGUUUUAACCAAGAUCUCUGCGUAUUGACCUACUGGUCCUGCAGCUCAAUCACGUCUGCUUCCAACUGGGUUUUGAUCCCGCUCUCCCUGGCUCGAAUGUGCGAACACUUCAGCAUGGACCCCCAGAAGAUCAGCCGCUUCUCCAGAAUCGCCACACUCGUCGUCUUCUUCAUCUCGUGCGGUUUGAGCUUCGCUUUUGCGUUAUUCAGGACUACAAGUACUUACACAAAGAGCCACGAAUACGUCGAAUGCUUUCAAAAGCACGAUGUACUGAUGUCGUACUUAUACUUCACUUUCCUCUGCGUGAUGCCGUUUGCAGGCAUCAUCGGCAUAUACGUGUGGUUCGCCAAGAAGCUCUACACCCAAGUCACGUACAGACGUCUCAAGAAACUGUUAAAAAUGUUGAUCACCACACCAGUAACCAACGUUGUGGUGCUGUGCGACUUCCAAUUUGUUUUCACCGUCCUCUUCGGCUCCAUCGUGUACCUCUCCAUGAUGCGUCAGAAGAUCGAGUCGUCCAUAGAGGAGUCACAGAAGUACCAGGCCAUACAGAUUCUGGCAUUGGGCCACCACUUACCCGUCAUCACCCACUUCAUCUUCCACUUCCUGUUUGACGCUGUAUUCCGGAUGGACUUCCUCAACAUGCUCAUUGGCCGAAGGAAGAAGAAGGUCCCGGUUAUGCCUGUACCGCAAGGGCUACCAGAAACAAUAUCCAUUGACUCCAUUAAAGAGGAGUCGGAAGAAGAGCCAGAGACUACUCCAGAGGAGACACCAUCUGAGCAAACUUUACCAUCAGAAGAGUCAGUACAAGAGGUUUCGGAAGAGCAACCCAACCAUUUGGUUCUGUCAUCAGCUUUCCACUUUGGUUAAAAUCUACACCUUCAACUGGCCGGCGGCUGAAACCUUCAAUGUGUCUCAAGUUUAUGUGCAGACGAGCUGUCCACAUAAAAAGAUCAUGAUCUUUUAUAAACUGUUAUUUGUAUCAUGAUCUUUUAUACACCGAGACUUGCAUCAUGAUCUUUUAUACACCGAAACUUGCAUCAUGAUCUUUUAUACCCCGAGAGCUGCAUCA
This is a messenger RNA of Physella acuta, 1183 nucleotides long. RefSeq lists its product as uncharacterized. The record is from RefSeq and is a predicted model, not a curated record. NCBI's taxonomy places the organism in Eukaryota, Metazoa, Mollusca, Gastropoda, Physidae.